Molecule: messenger RNA, 1268 nt
Organism: Coffea eugenioides
Lineage: Eukaryota; Viridiplantae; Streptophyta; Magnoliopsida; Gentianales; Rubiaceae
Product: replication factor C subunit 2
Exons: 12
Coding region: 48-1073 (341 amino acids)
Biological process (GO): DNA-templated DNA replication; DNA repair
Cellular component (GO): DNA replication factor C complex; nucleus
Molecular function (GO): ATP binding; ATP hydrolysis activity; DNA binding
Source: RefSeq, a predicted model, not a curated record
AGCGGGAAAAUAAGAACCAGCUUUUGUUGACAGACGAAGAAACAGAGAUGGCGCCAUUGCUGCAGACCUCGCAGCCCUGGGUUGAGAAAUAUCGACCGAAGCAAGUGAAGGAUGUAGCGCACCAAGACGAGGUCGUUCGAGUCCUAACCAACACUCUUGAGACUGCCAAUUGCCCUCAUAUGCUAUUUUAUGGACCUCCCGGCACUGGCAAAACCACCACGGCCCUCGCCAUUGCUCAUCAACUUUUCGGGCCUGAACUCUAUAAAUCUAGAGUAUUGGAGCUAAAUGCUAGUGAUGACCGUGGAAUUAAUGUUGUCCGAACUAAAAUAAAAGAUUUUGCUGCAGUUGCUGUUGGUUCUGGUCGUCAAGGAGGCUAUCCUUGUCCCCCUUACAAGAUCAUAAUCCUUGAUGAGGCAGAUUCAAUGACUGAAGAUGCUCAGAAUGCCCUACGACGUACUAUGGAAACAUACUCAAAAGUUACAAGAUUUUUCUUCAUUUGUAAUUACAUCAGCAGGAUUAUUGAACCACUCGCUUCUAGAUGCGCUAAGUUCAGAUUCAAGCCACUAACGGAAGAUAUUAUGAGCAACAGAAUCCUUUACAUUUGCCAAGAGGAAGGCCUUAGUCUUGAUUCAGAUGCUCUUGCAACAUUAAGUUCUAUAUCACAAGGAGAUCUCCGUAGGGCUAUAACAUACUUACAGAGUGCUGCUCGCUUGUUUGGAUCUUCUAUUUCAUCCAGAGACUUAAUUAGUGUUUCUGGGGUUAUUCCUGAGGAUGUUGUUCAGGCUCUCUAUUCAGCUUGCAGAAGUGGUAAUUUUGACCUUGCAGACAAGGAAGUCAAGAAUGUAAUAGCUGAAGGAUAUCCAGUUUCUCAGAUGCUAUCUCAGUUGUUUGAUUUAGUUGUUGAGGCAGAUGACAUAUCAGAUGAACAGAAGGCAAGAAUAUGCAAGAAAUUGGGUGAAGCAGAUAAGUGUCUUGUUGAUGGAGCAGAUGAAUAUUUGCAGCUGCUGGAUGUGGCCAGCAAAACGAUGCAAGCACUUUGUAACCUGCCACAAGAAUUAUGUUAUGAGAGUUAGGUAUGAGAAUUAGAUGGCUAAGACAUUUCGAUCUGCUAGGCUCAUUUUAAAUUAUGUGGUGCCCUUUUCUGUUUUCCAGUUUUUGUCUAAAAUAUUUGGUGUCAUUAACUUUACUAAUGAUGGUUUUGCUGCUCUUUGUUAUCUGUAACCCUAUGGCUUGCUUAAUAUAGUCCUCUUUAAUACUCUUGUGCAUUA